This is a messenger RNA of Amoebophrya sp. A120, 1665 nucleotides long. The record is from the annotation of a GenBank genome assembly. NCBI's taxonomy places the organism in Eukaryota, Dinophyceae, Syndiniales, Amoebophryaceae.
CGCGACGUUGCGGCGGCGGCCGCCUCGGGCGGACCGGUUCCAAGAGCGCGGUCGGGCAGCACACCAACAUCGGUUGGGACGGAAACGUAUGAUCAGCGUGCCGUCCCACCACCCAUAGGCGCGGGGUAUAGCCGUCGUCCGCGCAAUGCGACGCCCCCAUUUCAGCCUGGGCCCCGAGCGAGGACCUCGCAAGAUUUAUUUUCAUCGAGUGCAGUUAGUACCCAGCCCUCUGGUGCACAACAUCUCCAGCAAUCGGACUUUCCGCGGUUCGGUAGGUCAGCGAAGGCGAGCGCCGCCGCCCCUACCUACGCAGAGAAGCUGAAGCAGCCAGACAAGCGCACGAGCCCGACGCAGCAAAGGCAAAAUUUAGUGCAGGAGGAGACCUUUCCCGCGAUGAGCGAAGCUGGUCCUGGGCCUGCCCGCGGUCACCAAACCGGUCGCAGUCGUGUUUCGUCCGGUGGUGCCUCGAUGAGCAGCGGAUAUUCAUCCGGGCAUCAACCACCAGACGGCUCUCCGCAGUGGCAUCAAACGCUGCUGAGCCCGGGACAAUCGGCACGACCGGUGGUGGAGGAUCUGCUAGAUAUUUUCAAAGAAAAUUCUGGGUCGUCGACCCUCCCGUCCGAUGCGCUGGUGCGGCUGUGGCAGACGGGGGCAUCUACCACCUCCACGGUGGGCGCCGUGGGAAAUAGUGGAUCUUCUGAUGCACGAGGACCCCAGCUGUCGCAGUUCUUUUUUUUAAAGAAGAAACCUCCGCGCUCCGGGACGAGCAAAUCCACCACGCGCGACCACGCCUGGGUGUUCGAACUGUUGGAAGAGGUGCGGGCGAAAGACGCAACCAAGGCACAGCAAGUUUUCCAGCGGCUGCUGGAAGCCGCGGAGGGAAAUUUAGAGGUGGUCACCGAACUGUGCAGGUGGAAAGGCUGGUGCGCAGGCGGCGCAAGCCCGACGUCGGUGCUUGAGGUGGUCGCGCAGCAACCGAUUUUCUGGCGCAGCCAGAACCUCCCGCUGCACGAACUGCUCAACCUGGUGGAGAAAAAGGCGGAAAUCGCACAGGACGGAGAUAGUACCACAAAUGCCUCGUCGCCUAUGCGUCGCGGUCCGAACAACAAGUCAUCUGCAGGGAACAAGAUGAAAAAAGGCGUGAAGUGCCCCACGGUGUCCACUAAAGUUCGGCAAGUCGACCACUGUGCGGGCGCUGCGGAGGUGGAGCCGUUUGUCUUGGACGUACUGCAAAACGGUACGUGGCGGGACUACAUCGCAACGCAGCUACGCACUUGGGCGGAACGACUUGCGACGAUUGAUUCUAUGGACGAGGGUUCUUUUCAGUACAACACCAUCGAGCGGUGGCACUACUGUUGCAUCCAAUGGCGGCCUCGCUACGCCAGGUCGGGCUCCAACGGGAGCAGUGACGAGGGCAGUGCGAGUGGGAGUAGUAAUGCGUACCUGGGUCACGGCGCAGAACCAGAAGUAGAGGAUGCCCCGGACAUCAUUUUUGAAUCCUUGGGCUACGGCACGGACAAAUUCGAAGCGGAGACGGUGGGCUACGCGCGCGUUCUGGAACAGCUCGGGUUGUGCCGGGACUUUUUGGACAUCCGCAAGGCGCAUCUGCAGAAGACUUUGGAGCAGGGCGUCCUGCACUUUCUGCCCGCGAUUUUUUGGGAGCGC